Closterium sp. Naga37s-1 is the source of this 1131-nucleotide messenger RNA. NCBI's taxonomy places the organism in Eukaryota, Viridiplantae, Streptophyta, Zygnematophyceae, Desmidiales, Closteriaceae. The record is from the annotation of a GenBank genome assembly.
AUGCGAUGGGAGCGAAGAGGAGCGCAGGGAGAAGAGCAGGCGGAGAGGAGAGCUGGGGAGUUGAGGGUUGGAGAGCAGAGGGUUGGAGAGCAGAGGGUUGGAGAGCAGAGGGUUGGAGAGCAGAGGGUUGGAGAGCAGAGGGUUGGAGAGCAGAGGGUUGGAGAGCAGAGGGUUGGAGAGCAGAGGGUUGGAGAGCAGAGGGUUGGAGAGCAGAGGGUUGGAGAGCAGAGGGUUGGAGAGCAGAGGGUUGGAGAGCAGAGGGUUGGAGAGCAGAGGGUUGGAGAGCAGAGGGUUGGAGAGCAGAGGGUUGGAGAUCCGUACGAGUGGGAGGGGGGACGGGGUGAAGGGAGGAGGGGUGGAGCAAGAGGGGGUGACGUUGGGGAGGGAGGAUGGGAUGGGGAGGACCUUGCAACAGUUUCUCUUUCCCCUCUCCUCUCCCCCGUUCCCGGUUCCCCCUCCUCCCUCGCUAAUGUUGUUAGUGGAGCUAUUGUUCCUCCCCUCCUCCCUUCCUUCAUCCUCCUUCCCAUUUCCACCUUUCCUCCUCUUCGCUUCGCCCUUCCUUUCAACGUCUCUUUUCCCCCUCCUCCCGUCCUCCCGUCCUCCCGACCUCCCCUCCUCUUCUCCUCCCCUCCUCUUCUCCUCCUGUCCUCUUCUCCUCCUGUCCUCCCCUCCUCUUCUCCCGUUCUCUUCUCCUCCCCUCCUCUCCUCCUCCCCUCCUCCUCUCCUCCCCUCCUCUCCUCCCCUCCUCCCCGAACGCCCCCAGUCCCCUACGGUGGACGGCACGUGCUGGAGGUGCUUGGUCUCUCUGAUGACGUGGCCACUGCUGACGUGGAGGCAGUCAUCCACAACCUAGUCAUGGAAGCCACGUGCAUGGAUGCUGCUGGUAGAGCUGAAAGUGACCUCAGCUGCAGCAGCAGCAACAGCGCUACAAACACAGCAAGCAUUCCGUUUGUGGUGCGGUGGAUAAAUGAGUCACAUGCUCUUGCAGUCUUCCUCACACCCGCUCUUGCGUCCUCUGUGCUAUCAGCAGCGACAGCAGCUCUGGCAGGCGCUGCCUCACCGCCCUUCCACUUCCGCCCUUUAGACACUGCCUCAGAGCACUACCCUUUCAUCCGCCGACGAGGUGAGUGA